GUCAACGCGUUCAGAAGAAGCAAGGAACCAAGAAACCCUCGAUCAAACCCGACUAUUAAAACAUGUCCCACACCAUCCUGCUGGUGCAGCCCACCAAGAGGCCAGAGGGAAGAACAUAUGCUGAUUAUGAGUCAGUCAACGAGUGUAUGGAAGGUGUGUGCAAGAUGUACGAGGAGCAUUUAAAGAGAAUGAACCCCAACAGUCCAUCGAUAACAUACGACAUCAGCCAGCUGUUUGACUUCAUCGACGACCUGGCUGACCUCAGCUGUUUGGUGUAUCGCGCCGACACACAGACGUACCAGCCGUACAACAAGGACUGGAUCAAAGAGAAGAUCUACGUGCUGCUUCGCCGUCAGGCCCAGCAGGCAGCAAAGUGAAGCCUGUGAAGGAGCUGGAUGGAGAGAUGGGUG
Molecule: messenger RNA, 410 nt
Organism: Scomber japonicus (chub mackerel)
Lineage: Eukaryota; Metazoa; Chordata; Actinopteri; Scombriformes; Scombridae
Product: enhancer of rudimentary homolog
Exons: 4
Coding region: 63-377 (104 amino acids)
Source: RefSeq, a predicted model, not a curated record